AACAGAUGCAGACGGUCGAUCGGGCAGGGGGUCUUCAAUUCCGUCUGGAGCUUCGUUUAAAUUGAGCAGAAAAAAAUGUGUUGUAGCCGUGCGCGAUUUAAAGAAGCAGCUGCGAACACUCGUCCACGUUGUUACAUUGCCGUUUCUACAGUGUCGUAGAGGUGAAAUGUUUGUCGACGGUGUUGGCGCCGCUGUGUUAUAGACGUGUAGACACACGCACGUGAAAUACUGUGAUGGGGUUUCAAAUGUGUGACUCAGCCCGUGCUAAAUGGCAGGAGGUUACUCUCGGUGGCCGACUAGCCUAUUCCAUUUUCUUCGUCACGGCGUUUGUUCUGGCCGGGAUAGCUGUGGUGGUGGUAUCUGUGAUGCUGCUGCUGGACAGCACCAAAUACUUGGCCAAUGAGGGCAAAGACAGCUACCUCUACCUCUCGGCUAUCUACAUCCUGCUUGGGGCGGGCGGCCUGAUGGCUCUCGUUGGGUUCCUCGGUUGCUGCGGAGCGCUACGGGAGAGCCCCUGCAUGCUGGGCACUUUCUUCAUAUUUCUUCUGGUGAUCAUUGCGGCUGAAAUUACUGGUGGAAUCUGGGUCUGGAUGAAUUUGGCUGAGUUUGAGAAGUCUGUGAAGACCCAGGUGCAGCACAUGAUUCAGAAGGACUACAACAGCUCCGAGGUGAUCACCAAGACUGUGGACGCCCUUCAACACGAUUUGCGGUGCUGUGGCAUAGAUGGACCCCAGGAUUGGUCUUCUGCUAAGUUCAACCAAAAGGAAGGAGGACUGCACCUGCUGGAAGCCGGAAUACGGUCUCUGACAGGGGCGUACAAGGUUCCCGAGUCGUGCUGUGUCCAAGAAGCACCAAAGGCUGCCUGUGAACUUUCUCGACAGUUCGGUGGAACAUCCAUCCUCACGGGCCUCCACUCGCAGGGCUGUGCCACAGCGCUCUGGAAUGGGCUCAACAACAACUUGGUCUUGGUGUGUUCAAUAGGACUUGCCAUAUCAGUGCUUCAGAUCCUGGGUCUCAUCUUCACCAUGGUUCUGUGCUGUGCCGUUCGAAGGGAUGGCGGUUCCAGCUUCAAGGCCUGAGAACAUUUCCACCCACAGCUGUUAUUCUUCGGAACGCUUCAAUUUCCCUUUGAGUUCCACCAGCCACGUACACCCCACUGCAGUCAAGCUCCUCAGCCAAAGUUUCACUGCUGCUACACAUCUUUUUAUGAGCCAUGUUCAGAGAGGAUGCCGCCUCUGGACACAUGUGGAAGGAGGAGGUGACAGACGUUCCGUUCUCGAAAUGUGUUACGAGCGCAUCGAUUUUUCAGGGAUCUCACGGACAAGCAAAAAUGUCAUAGCCGAUGGGAAUGUAAUGUGCGCGUCUGAGGAAACAUACGCCUCACGGGGGCGCCAUUGAUAGGGCACCAGGGUUUCACAGACGCUAGGAGCACGUCUCGUAAGCGUGUUUUUACAGAGAAAUGAAGAAAUGUCAAUUUUUUUUUAAAUGGACUUUGGAUUUUGAGCGAUUCGUAUAUGAAGAAACCUUGGAACAUUUUAUAUUCACUGUGGUUUUUGUGAAAAUUUGAAAAACUCUAGCAUGAGUUCUCUACUAGUGCACGCAUGCAAAAGGCUUCAAAGUACUAGUAUAACUUUUCUCGCGGGUUUAAAAGUGCAUUGAAACUAAAUGUUCUAGCUAUUAAGCCAAUUACUUCAAGUUCAGCACUGCUGCCUCUUCUACCGAGAGCAUAAUACAGCUUUUUAACGCUGCAUCGGAUCGUCCCAGAUGUACUCUGUACUUUGCAAAGUAUGAAUGCCACUUUUGUACAGCAUCCACAGAUACUCUGUCGCACGCAAAAUAUGUACUUGCGAAUAUUCGCAACAGAUACUCGAGCAUUUUGCUUCUCUCAUUACACGUGUAGGAGACGUUUUUAAAAAACAUUUCUCAGGAAGAUGUAUCGGACGCAGUGACUUUUAUUUCGAGGUGUUUGAGUUUCCAGAGGGGGCAUGAACUAAUUUAUCGUAGCAUUCUUUCGAUGGCCAGCUGUAAGUUGUAGUGGUUUACAGUAUUUUGAUAGUGGUUGUACUGGGUGUAUUUUCUUUUAGCCCAAAAGCUUUUCUCCCAGUAGAGUCGCUGUCUCGCUUGCCAGGUCAGCACGCCAUGUCCUCGUUAACCUUUUCUCGAGUAUUUUUAAGUUUCGAGAUCACUGAUGGUUCCCCGUUUGCAUUUGCCGAGAGUUCCUAGUAGUUAUAAAGUGGAAAUUAUUUUUGCGAGACAACGGAUUAAAGGAAUAAAUGUGGCGAAAGUGAGAUCUUCCGUUGUCACGUGGAGCACAUGGCCUCCUGUUGAACCCCGCUUUGUACGUUAGGUGACGCGUUCUUCGUUUUUUUUAGUGUUAGUGGACCUCUCAUUAUCUUAUUUUCUGUUUAAAAUAGUCUCACGUUGUAACAUUCACUUUUUACAAAUGAGAGCUCAUUGUUUCAUUGUGAGUUAGGUGUCCUGACGCAAUUCUGGUAGGGUAUGUUAAACACAUUUUUGCUUCGGGGUGAGUGACAACUGGGGCCCCCAAUUUGCCGCUUUGUUGGACUGCACAUACGAAAACUAAUUGUCUGUCUGUACUGCAUAAGAGAGCUAACAAGAACCCUCCCUCUCAUUGGGACAUGUACGGCCCUCCACUAUGGAUCUGUUCCUUGGGUAUGGGUCAACAAAAAGGCGUACAAGCGUGACAUUUAAUGCGAGCUCCUGCGAAACUGUGAAUGUGGGCCCUAGUUUUAACGAGUCCCCUUUUACGUGUAUGGCACCCUUAUGCCCCAGCACACCCGUAAGAGCCAGUGUAAGCCACCCCACAUCACGAAGAAGCUUCACUUGAAAAUGACGUCACAGUUUCUUCUAAACAGAAAAACUCUAGCUUGGUGCCACUUCGUUUGAGCGCCCCCUCCCCUUCCAUCCCAACAACAAUAUCUGCUGCCCAUUUUCUAUUCAAGACUCAGAGUACAAAUCAAGUAACAAGCUUGAAGUAUAAUCUAUUUUUCGGUUUGAACUAAAAAAAUAUUUACUGCCACGAACAAACUGAUGAUGCAUGAAGUGGGAAGAAAGGAAAUUAUCUACUUUGAUACGCAGAGUUUAUUUUAUAACGCUAGUAUCGUCGAGGGCUCGUGUAUUUAUUGAGGACUAGCUGUCGCAGUCUGUAUAGCUCGUGUGCAGGAGAACAGUAAUGGUGAAAUAAUGCCGCUCAUUGAAAUUGGAUUUUUGGUUUAUUGUAAAAAGAAACUGUUUCGAUGUACAUAUGCAUAAAUAACAGCUUGCACGAACGACCAUCGUGUUUUUUGUUUUUCACAUGUGUUCACUUUCAUCGUGCAUAUAAGGUCGUUUUGAUGUCCUUGGGUAUGACUUUCAUUGUGCUACACUAAAUUAGUUGUUCACAAAUUAGUUUCUACACUGAAUCUUUAUAAUAAUUACCUUGUUCAGCUAUGGAAUGCAAAAUAAAGAAAGAAGGGCUUGUGUGAAAUGAACAACUUUUUGCGAUCAAACUAUCAUAAUGAGAAAAAAAUUCCAGUGCCAUCAUUGUUGUUGUUAUCAUAUCCGAGAUUGCUUUCAUCAGUGCAAAUGAUUAUCCUGUAGCUGUGUAAUGCUCAUUUGUUUCCUACUCUGAUGCUAGCCAUGCAGAGUUAUUUUUUAGCCGUGCAUAAUGAAUAAAGUAAAGUUGCCACUUUGUA
Messenger RNA from Ornithodoros turicata, 3695 nucleotides. RefSeq names its product CD9 antigen-like. Lineage: Eukaryota; Metazoa; Arthropoda; Arachnida; Ixodida; Argasidae. Gene Ontology annotation, cellular component: plasma membrane. Bases 234 to 1079 code for a protein of 281 amino acids. The record is from RefSeq and is a predicted model, not a curated record. The transcript has 7 exons.